AUGAUCGCAAAUAUGCUAGGGAGAGAAGCCGAAGGUACUUCCCGUAGUAUCAAUCGCGCAGGGGAAGCACCUAUUUAUUCCUCCUGCGAUCAUCCAUUGCCACCAGAAGUUUCGUGCGGAGGAAAUGAGGGACCAACUAUCGCGAGAGACCAGAAUAUAUCCGAUCAUGGUCCCUUCCCCAUCGCCAUUGUGGGAAUGGCCAUGCGACUCCCAGGUGGUGUGAAAAACACUGAACAAUUCUGGGACAUGCUCAUCAACAAGAAGGACGGCCACUGCCCCAUACCCGGCAGCAGGUUCAAUGCCGAAGCAUUCUACAGUGACAACAAACCGGGCGCCAUCAAAACCAAGCAUGGGUACUUCCUAGAUGAUGAUCUUGGGCACGUCGACAGAUCCUUCUUCUCCAUGAGUAAACUCGAAGCCUCUAGGCUAGAUCCACAGCAACGUCUUCUACUCGAAACAGUGUGGGAAUGCAUGGAAAAUGGUGGACAAACCCAAUGGCGCGGCAAAAAUAUAGGGUGCUAUGUCGGUGUAUUCGGAGAAGAUUGGCUAGAGAUUUUGAACAAAGAUGUCCAGCAAAUCGAUCGACACUACGCUAUCAAUGGAGGGGAUUUUGCAAUUGCAAAUCGUAUUUCAUGGGAAUAUGACCUCCGCGGACCUAGUGGUUUAUGCAAGACAUUUGAUUCCACGGCGGAGGGUUAUGGUCGAGGAGAAGCAAUCAACGCAGUGUAUAUCAAACGUCUUGACCAUGCUCUUCGAGAUGGUGACCCUGUCCGCGCUAUUAUAAGGGCCACGGCGAUAAACUGCGAUGGAAGAACACCAAGUAUUUCAGCGCCGCGUGUCGAGGCUCAGGAAAGCCUAAUUCUGCGCACAUACAAAAAGGCCGGUAUUUCAGAUUUAUCUGAAACGGGUUUCUUCGAGUGCCAUGGCACGGGGACGAGUGCCGGGGAUAUAGCAGAAACCUCAGCAGUUGCUCGGGCGUUCAACAACAAAGGGGUCUAUAUUGGAUCUGUCAAACCCAACGUGGGUCAUUCAGAGGGUGCGUCGGGGCUAACCAGUCUCAUCAAGGCUACACUAGCGCUCGAGAAAAGCACCAUUCCACCCAAUGCACACUUUUCAAACCCCAACCCAGAUAUCCCCUUCCAAGAAGGAAACUUGAUCGUUCCCGUGCAGGCAAUGCCAUGGCCGCCGGAUCGAAAACAGAGAGUCAGCGUGAAUUGUUUUGGUAUCGGGGGGACAAACGCACAUCUUAUCAUGGAAUCCCACUCAGGAUCUUUGCCACUAAUAGCGAAGCAUAAACGCACCGAAGCUCCCCAAGUACUUGUCCUCUCUGCAAGAGAUAAAGUAUCUCUACAAAAAAGGAUCGAGCAUAUAAAGGCGUUCAUGGUAGAGUCACCGGGCAUGGUUAACGACAUCGUCUACACCCUAGGGAUGAGAAGAGAACAUCUUUCUCAUCGUGCAUUUGCGGUCGUUGGACAAGAUGGCACAGUUUCCGAGUUUGAAAUGUCCCGGGACACUGCACCAGCCCACAUGGUCUUCAUCUUCACCGGCCAAGGAGCACAGUGGUCAGGUAUGGGUAAAGAAUUGUUUUUCAUGUCUGGCUGCUUCCGCGAAUGUAUCAAAGCAUUGGACGAGACAUUACGACACGUGAAGCCCCCUCCUAAUUGGACAAUCGAAGGCGAACUGCUCAAGAGUGACGAUACCAGCAGGAUAAAGGAGGCGGAAGUGGGACAGCCGCUCUGUGCAGCGAUUCAAAUUGCACUAGUCGAUUUACUACGCCAGUAUGGCAUAACCCCAUCAUCAGUCAUUGGGCAUUCUAGCGGCGAAAUUGGUGCCGCAUAUGCCUCGGGAGCCGUCACUGCAGAGGUCGCAAUCACCGUGGCAUAUCUUCGGGGCUUAGCCAUUACAUUGCCCGUUGAUGGACCCGUUGGGGCAAUGGCUGUCGUCGGCUUGCCUCGCAAGAAAGCAAGUGGCUAUUUGCUGGAAGGGGUCACCAUUGCUUGUGAUAAUAGCCCCAAAAACGUCACGCUUUCCGGAGAUGACGCAACCCUAUCGACGGUAUUGGAAAACAUUAUCGCCGACAACGCGGAUAUUUUCUGCCGGCAACUCGACGUUUCUGUUGCGUAUCACUCCCAUCACAUGAAAACCUGUGGGACGGCAUUCGAGAGCUUGUUGAGCCCCAUUUUAUGCCAAAACCGUUCAAUGGUGCCAUUAUACUCCACAACCACAGGCACAAAAAUCUCCGACCCACAAUUGCUGAACGCUUCAUACUGGCGCAGAAACUUGGAAUCCCCAGUGCUUUUCAAUGGCGCAGUUCAAAGUUUGUUGUCUGUGUGCAAAGAGCAGAAGCUUUUCAUAGAGAUCGGGCCUCACUCAGCCCUCUCAAGCUCUUUGAGGGAGAUCUUUAUAUCUUGCAAUGCGGUCAAAACAUCCACCUAUAUUCCUACACUAAUUCGAGAAAAGCCACAAUGGCGAGCCUUGUGUACCACCGCCGGUCGCCUCUACGUCAACGGUGCUCCUAUCCGAUUGUCCGAAAUCAACGGCGGGACAGGAAAGGUUCUAACAAACCUCCCUUCAUACCCGUGGUUGCACAAAGCAAGCUUCUGGAUCGAGUCAAGAAUAGCUGAACAGUGGAGAAAAAACCAUGAAGCUCACCACGAGCUUCUGGGGUCUCGAGGAUUGGAAUCCAACGACAUCGAACCGUCAUGGAGAAAUAUCCUCCAUUUGGCCCAUGUGCCUUGGUUGUGGGAUCAUAUGAUUGGCAAGGAUGUGAUUUUCCCAUGCGCAGGCUACGUGGCCAUGAUAGGCGAAGCCACCCGACAGGCCACAGGAUCGCGCGAUUAUACAAUCCGAAGGUUGCUUAUGACUGCUCCCUUAGUAUUGAAUGAAUCCGAAGCCACGGAGAUACACACGAGCUUACGCCACGUGAAGCUCACUGAUCUUACUGAUUCCUCUUGGUAUGAAUUCAUCAUCACUGCAUACCGAAAUGGAUCGUGGCAGAAGUACUGCACAGGGCAGGUACGCGCGGGUGCGGACAAAGUGCAUUCACUAGCACCAGUAAUUCCUCAUGCCCGACACACACCAUCGCGGGCAUGGUAUCGCGCGGCAGCAAACCGCGGAUUGAAACUUGGGCCUCUCUUUCGUCGCCUAGAGGCCAUCUCGACCAAUCCAACCCAUCGUCAAGCUACGGCUCGCAUCCAAGACGAGGAUGAGUGCAACGAAACCGCCAACUAUGCUCUACAUCCCACGAUCAUUGAUCAGGCCCUCCAGCUACUUGCCAUCUCCAGUACCCAUGGAAUAUACCGAAACCUAGCAAAGCUAUGCAUGCCUGCAGGCAUUCAGAAUAUUUACAUCAACCACUGCAAAGGUGAGAUGUCUCUGGACGCCUCUUGCGAAGUGUCGGGCUCUUCUACCAUCGGGAACUCCCGAAUCCUUGCCGACGGAAAAGUUGCUCUUGCCAUGGAAGGAGGCUUGCUUUUUGUUGUGGACGACUUAAAUCAGCAUGGGACCAGCGACCUGAAGAUUGCCAGAGUGGAGUGGAAACCUCACAUUGAUCUCCUCCCAGCCCGCCAGGAACUACGUGGCUUGCACUAUCCAGAAGGCCCAAAAGUCCCGAGGACAUUGUUGCGACAAACCAUGAAUCUAUUGAUCGAAUCAACUGGUGAACAUCUACAAUCAUUGCGCACCGAGUGUGUCGAGCUACAGAACUACAAAUCUUGGAUUCUCGCUGAAAUCAAAAGACUGAAGCUGGAGCAAACUCAAAACAAAGCCUCCUUGUGCCAAGACAAUUCCCAUUUGAACCCAACAGCUACGCUCUGGGCCAUGGAGGCAGCGAUGAAGCAACUAGAGCAACAGAUACCCGAAAUCAUCCCAGUACUGGCCAUUGCAAAGACAAUUUCAGCCAAUUGUCUUCAAAUGUUGGAAGGGAGAAUGCCUUCUGAAAAGCUGCUUCAUAAGGAGAGUUGCACAGACAAAUUGUACGAGUACGUCUCGGCAACAUCCGGUUUAAGGGACUUUUUGUCCUUACUUGGCCAUUCCAACCCUGCCUUACGCGUGUUAGAGAUUGGAACUGGUAACGGGUUCUUCACCAGUUUGGCUCUACGCAAUCUGACAUCCGAAGAUGGGACACCCAUGUAUUCUCAAUAUACAGGCGCAAACAAGUCGGAGGAUUCUAUUUCUCUGGCAAAGAAAAACGUUAAAGCUGCUCAAGGGCUCGAAUACUCUCAACUGAAUAUCCUCCAGGACCCAACGACGCAAGGGUUCUUGCCGCAAAGCUACGACUUGGUAAUCCUUUCGCCUACAGCUUGUACGCACCAGGACCUCGCCUCUAUUGUGAAGAACGUUUUCUUGCUGGUUGCCCCAGGUGGUCGUCUGCUCUUCCACCGACCGUACCAUUGUGUUCCUUUUGUGACAUAUAUUAUGGGUAUAUAUCCUGGAUGGUGGACUGAACGCCAAAACGAAGUCCAAUCCGAGGUCAGCCAUGCAAGCUGGCAAUCGGAGCUGGAACAGGCAGGCUUCUCCAUCUCUGAUGGCAAAACUGUUAGCUCAGAUCAUGAUUCUUUAGACAUUGUGACAUUCUCACGGCCUGUCGAAACGACUAACCCCAAGAGGGAAGUCACCCUGCUAUACCUUUCGGUAAUCAGCGACUGGGGGCGUGUAUUGGCAGAACACCUCACUGAGAUGGGCCAUGCCGUGAGGUGGUGUCUUUUUGGGCAGCCAAUUCCCCAAGGAGCGGAUGUGAUAUCUUUGAUUGACUUGGAAGGCCCAUUUUUGGAGAACCUAUCAGCGGAGAAUUUCGGUCGUUUCAAGGACCUUUUGGAUCAGAUAACCGGUUUGCGCACUCUUUGGGUUACGCAUAUGUCACAAAUGGCGUGCGAGAGCCCAGGAUAUGGGAUGGUGCUCGGGAUAGCACGCUCAAUCAGACAGGAACUGGGUCGAGAGUUUGCAACCCUCGAAGUUGACCAUUUUAAUAUCGAAGCUGCAAAAGAUGUUCUUCGCAUCUUGAAUAUGUGUCGAGAACAGACCUGUCCAAUUGAGAAGGAUCCAGACUAUGAGUUUGUCUUGAAAGAUGGAAAAAUCCAUGUUGGGAGAUUCCAUUGGACUCCUGCUCAUUGCCACCUACCAGCAAGUGGUUACGAAACGGACACCAACAAGGAGCUCACUAUUGGUUCGUAUGGCUUGCUCAGCUCUCUAUCAUGGACAGAUCAGGUCCCAAAGCAUCUGAACGACAAUGAGGUGGAACUUGAUAUGAGAUACAUUGGUUUGAAUUUCCGCGACAUGAUGGUUGCGAUGGGUUUCUUUGGAGACAAGUCAGAGUUUGGAUUGGAAGGAAGCGCGAUAGUUCGUCGCGUUGGUCCCUUGGUGAAACACGUUCAAGAGGGGGAUAAGGUCAUUGUCAGCACCCAGGGCCUCCUCUGUACCCGGAAGGUGGUCUCUGCAGACAGCUGUUUCCCGCUUUUUGCAGACUUAUCUCUUCAAGAUGGUGCUACUGUGGCCUGCGUCUACGGCACGGCAAUCCAUUCUUUGCUUGAGGUCGGGAAUCUUCGAAAGGGACAAUCCGUGUUGAUACACUCAGCAUGUGGUGGUGUUGGUCUGGCAGCAAUUCAAGUCUGUCAAGCCAUUGGCGCUGAGAUCUAUGCAACUGUCGGCAAUUCCGACAAGGUGCAAUACCUCACCGAUGCAUUUCACAUUCCAAAGGCUCAUAUUUUCGACUCUCGUAGCCCGUCUUUCUUUCAGGGAGUGAUGGAUCAGACCGGUCAAAGAGGGGUUGACAUCGUUCUCAAUUCUCUCUCAGGCGAACUUUUACACCUCUCGUGGAAGUGCGUCGCAAAAUUUGGAAAAAUGAUUGAGUUAGGUAAACGGGACAUCCUUGGCUACGGCAGACUGGACAUGGACAUGUUUUCAGGCAACCGAUCAUUUGUCGGCGUUGAUGUCAAAGGUCUUGUGGAGCAAGAACCCGAAAGGUUCCACGAAACACUACUGCGAUGCCAAACUCUGUUUGAGCAAGGCAAAAUCCAACCAAUACGACCGGUAACAGUGUUUGAUGCAGCCAACAUUGAACAGGCGUUCUGGCAUAUGCAGACCGGCCAACAUAUGGGCAAGGUUGUUGUGAAGAUGCCCGAGAAAGCUCUAGCUCUGCCCAGCUCCUAUGUCUAUAACUCAUUUUCUCUGCCAUCCAAUGCCUCUUUCCUUCUGGUUGGCGGAUUGGGGGGUCUCGGCCGCGCUGUGGCAACGUGGAUGGUAGAGAAGGGAGCUCGCCAUUUUGUGUUCCUAAGCCGGUCUGCAGGGUUAUCAGCUGAAGAUGCCGCAUUCAUCAAAGAACUUGAAUUUCAAAAUUGCACUGCGGUUGCUGUUGCCGGAGAUGUCGCCAAUCUGGCGGAUGUGAUUCGCGCGGUUUCGGCAUGUAAGAAUCGCAUUGAAGGAGUCAUUCAAAUGUCAAUGGUACUCAAGAACCGCCUUUUGAUGUCCAUGUCUCAUGAGGACUGGCUUUCUGUCCUGGCUCCAAAGGUGAGGGGUACGUGGAAUCUCCAUAAAGCUCUCCAGGACACUAAGCUGGGCUUCUUCGUCGCCUUCAGCUCGAUCUCUGGUGUUUGUGGAAACACAGGCCAGGCAAACUAUGCCUCGGCAAACUCCUUUUUGGAUGCAUUUGUAACUUAUCGUCGAGGAUUGGGUUUGGCUGCAACUGUCGUCGACCUUGGACUGAUGGAAGAUAUUGGCUGGGCCUCAGAAUCUCAGCCAAAAAUUCUUCAGCAAGCCAAAGCUGCAUCCAUGAAGACUCUGGAUGAGAGCGAGCUCCUCCAGGCACUGGAACUGGCAAUUCGGGCGGACCAGCAAAAGAUGGAGGUUUGUCAGAUUGCAGUUGGGCUGGGAACUACAAAGGCACUUUCAAGCCCUGGCGUGGUGCCAUUCUGGACUCGCGAUGCUCGUUUUGCUUUGUGGGCUAAUGUUCUGUCGCCGAGCGAGAGCUCUCCAACUAUGCCGGGACAGGACGGGCUCCGAGAUUUGAUGGAUAUGAUUCAAAAGAACCCGCAGGUGUUGGAUGAUCCGGCAAUUAGCCAUCAAAUCACCACAAUGCUCAGUCGAGAGAUUGGCUCUCAUCUCACAAACACAGAUGACAUGGACGAAAUGGAGAUUUCAAAUAUUGUAAUUGAAUCUCUGGUCAUGAUCGAGGUUCGGGUCUGGGCUCGACGCCAUCUUGGGUUGGAGCUUUCGAUGGCCGAGAUUUCUGCGGUACGCACAAUCGGGAGCCUUGUCGAUGGAAUAUUGAAGGCUCUUAGGUCGAAGUACCAAGCUCAGGAAACCUCUCAAGAUAUGAUCACCGGUGUCUAA
Messenger RNA from Penicillium riverlandense, 7326 nucleotides. RefSeq lists its product as uncharacterized. Lineage: Eukaryota; Fungi; Ascomycota; Eurotiomycetes; Eurotiales; Aspergillaceae. Gene Ontology annotation, biological process: secondary metabolite biosynthetic process; fatty acid biosynthetic process. The transcript has 11 exons. Gene Ontology annotation, molecular function: fatty acid synthase activity; oxidoreductase activity. The record is from RefSeq and is a predicted model, not a curated record. Bases 1 to 7326 code for a protein of 2441 amino acids.